AUGUCGGAUAUUGUUCUAGCAAUAAUCUCAAAACAUUUUGUAUCACCAUUGGGCAUACAAGUCAAGUCGUUGAAAUUUGAAUGUCUAAAGGCUAAAAUUGAUAAACUUAAAUUAAUUCUUAAACGUAUUCCAUCAAUGAUUAAUUUGAAAGUAUUUAAAUACCAUUGUGUCUGUGAAGAUUGUAUCAACGGUGCUCAAUGGGAACAUUUGAUUCAAAAUCACUUGCCAUUACUAGAAAAUUUUCACUUUCUAUUUAUAUUUAAUCAAUAUUGUAAAAAUGACAAUGCUUCAGUACUUAGAUCACUCGUAAAUACAUAUUCUUCAUCAUUCUGGAUUGAAAAAACAACAACACGUUGGUUUGUCACUGGUGAUCACUAUGCUGAAGUGCAUCUAUUCAUCUUAUAUUCAACAUCAUUAUGUAAUGUUGUCAAUAAGAAUCGAUGUAGUAUAAAGAAAAUAUCAUAUUCAACUCCUAUUCAAAUAAAAUGA
Rotaria sp. Silwood2 is the source of this 489-nucleotide messenger RNA. NCBI's taxonomy places the organism in Eukaryota, Metazoa, Rotifera, Eurotatoria, Philodinida, Philodinidae. The record is from the annotation of a GenBank genome assembly.